Molecule: messenger RNA, 909 nt
Organism: Haemonchus placei
Lineage: Eukaryota; Metazoa; Nematoda; Chromadorea; Rhabditida; Trichostrongylidae
Source: the annotation of a GenBank genome assembly
AUGGAAUCCGAUGGACGCACCAAGGCUUAUAAGUUUGUCGCUUAUGCGGCCGUCUCGUUCUCUGUGGUUGCCGUCCUAUCGGUCGUACUAACCCUUCCAAUGGUCUAUAACUAUGUUAGCCAUGUUAGGCGCCAAAUGCAACACGAGAUCUCAUUCUGCAAGGGAUCCGCUAAGGAUAUCUUUGCUGAAGUUAACUUCAUGAAGGCCAACAGUGGCCCCGCUGCUCCUCGUAACCGUACCAGCCGUCAGUCUGGUUAUGGCGCACCUGAGGUCAACCCAGCACCAAACCUCCAGUGUGAAGGAUGCUGCCUUCCAGGACCCCCAGGACCCGCCGGAGUUCCUGGCAAGCCAGGAAAGCCUGGUCGCCCAGGAGCACCUGGAACUCCUGGAGUGCCCGGAAAACCACCCACUGCUCCAUGUGAGCCCACCACCCCACCACCAUGCAAGCCUUGCCCACAAGGACCACCAGGACCUCCAGGCCCACCUGGAUCACCCGGAGACCCAGGAGAGGCUGGUACCCCCGGACGCCCAGGAACUGAUGCUGCUCCUGGAUCACCUGGACCUCGUGGACCUCCUGGACCACCUGGAGAGCCUGGACAGCCCGGACCUGCUGGAGAGCCUGGAACGCCCGCACAGAGCGAGCCACUCACUCCCGGAGCACCUGGAGAACCUGGAGACCAAGGACCACCUGGACCACCUGGACCUCCUGGAGCACCAGGAAACGAUGGCGCACCUGGACCAGCCGGACCCAAGGGAUCGCCUGGACCUGACGGGCCACCUGGAGCCGACGGACAGGCUGGACCUCCUGGACCUCCUGGACCUGCUGGUACACCUGGAGAAAAGGGUAUCUGCCCCAAAUACUGCGCCAUCGACGGUGGAGUAUUCUUCGAAGAUGGAACUCGUCGUUAA